CAUCUCACUCUCUGUUAUUUUCCCCACUCCUCUCUCAUCUCUCCCUCCUCUCGCUGCUUUCACUUCCCCAUGUUUUCACACUGUUGAACACGCCAAGUGCUAGCUGCUACAUGUGGGCUUCAGCAGACAGCACGCCAAAGUAUCAGUGCAUCCACAGCUCCAGAAACCAACCAGAGUAAAUCCAUCUGAAAUUUAAAAGACACCAAACCCUGCACAACAGCACGCGGAUUAAGACAUACAACCAUGAAAACGAGACUUGGUUGCCUAUCCAACAAAUCUGACUCAUGCAGUGACGUUUCAGAAUUUUUACCAUCUGGACCAGAAAGAUCCAUACGAUACCUGAAGUUAUCCACAGAUGAGGUGGCCAAAUGGACAGAUUCGUUUGAUAUUCUUCUGUCAAACAAGUAUGGAUUGGUGGCCUUCAGAGCAUUCCUUAAAACAGAGUUCAGUGAUGAGAACAUCGAGUUCUGGUUAGCUUGUGAAGACUACAAAAAGAUCAAAUCACCUGCAAAGCUGGUGUCAAAAGCCAACAAGAUCUACAAGGAAUAUAUUGAUGUUCAAGCACCAAGAGAAGUUAACAUAGACUUCAGGACCAGGGAAGAGACCAGACAGAAACUUCUGGAACCAACAUCCUCCAGUCUCAAUGAGAUCCAAACCAAGGUCUACAGCCUCAUGGAGAAAGACUCCUAUCCUAGGUUUCUUCAAUCAAAAAUGUAUCAACAGAUUGUGAACAGGACACAGAUGCACUGUCAGAGGAAGUCUGUUUAAAGAGGAAUCUCUAUGUUGUUUUGCUUGUGUAGUUAAAACCUAUAGAGAUGUUAGAGCAGACCUUUACUGUUAUACAUAUUGAGUUUGACUGAAUAUGCAUUGUAGAACUGUGAAGCUUGUUUGCACUUGUAUAGAGUAUAUAACAUGUUACUGUGCUCCUAUUUGAAGUGACCUCCUUCCCAAUACUAACACAGAUGAAUUUAUGUUUGUAAAAGCAUGUGGAUAAAAAUUGAUCACAGCUUCAUUUUGGGUGUAACAAUUUGAAAUCAAUUUACAGGUUUGUGGUUUGCUAGUUAUUUACAUUUAUUUAUUUCUUUGAGUUUAUAAUUAAAAAAUAGUAGUGAGUUGAUCAGAUGUCUUACAAAAACACAAAUAGAACAAAAAAAAAAAAAGAAUAACAGCCCAACACAUUCAAGAACAAUUAUUCAAGAAUCAGAACAUUCAUCGAUUAAUAUUCUUCCAUAGUUUUGUCAUGAGGUUUGACUCAUUACCGAGCCUCUGAUUGGUGAAAAAUACAAAAUGUUUCCACAGUCAUUGUGAUAGUUUAUCUGAUGAAUGACAUGUUACUUGUUGAAACUGUAGAAUAUUAAGCUUCCCAGACAGUUAAAACAUUGUCCUCAUUUCUGCAAUCAUGAAAAAAUAACAUGACCAGAAUAAAGAGAGAAUGAACUUCAGUACUCUCAUAAAAUCAGUUAUGUAUGUCACAUACUAAUGUGUCAUUUUCACCCAUGAAAAGCACUGUCUAAAUAUGGAACAAACAAAUCGGGUUUCCUUUCAGCAGAUGGCACUGAAUGUAGGUCAGUUAACUGUAAACAGUUGACA
Molecule: messenger RNA, 1590 nt
Organism: Ictalurus punctatus (channel catfish)
Lineage: Eukaryota; Metazoa; Chordata; Actinopteri; Siluriformes; Ictaluridae
Gene: rgs8
Product: regulator of G protein signaling 8
Exons: 5
Coding region: 244-768 (174 amino acids)
Source: RefSeq, a predicted model, not a curated record